This is a messenger RNA of Cotesia congregata, 5178 nucleotides long. NCBI's taxonomy places the organism in Eukaryota, Metazoa, Arthropoda, Insecta, Hymenoptera, Braconidae. The record is from the annotation of a GenBank genome assembly.
ACUGAUAAAUGUCAAAAAAGUAACAGAGUCGUAAUGGCUGAAGAAAAUGACAACCACUCAAAACCUCCGAUAAAUUUAAUCAACGAUGACUUGUUCGAGCUAAAAUGCCUGAUUAAAGCAUCCGGAAUCACCCAAAGCGCGCACUGUCAGAUAGGCCGAAAGCAGCUCCUAGCCUUCACCACUCUCCACACGGACAUUGGACUCUACUAUCAGCCGGAGGGUAAUAAGCAGUCAGUGAUUAAAAGGAUACCAUGGUACCGAGCUCCAAACCGCACGAUAGCAGCUCUUUGCUUCGACCCAACAGGCUCCUGGCUACUCACCGCAACUGAAGGGGAGAUAAUUUUCGUGAACCUCGAAACCGGGCAGUGGAUCGACUCGACGCGGGUCAACGGGAGUAUUUCAAGCCUCUGCAUCUGCAAGGACAACCACCUGGAGAUCGUAUCACUCUUAGUAACCUCGAAGACUCACCAGCAGUGGCGCAUGAUUCUCGAACAGCGUGCGAGCUGCGUGUUUCCCUCCAACCCGCGUACGAGCUCUUCAUUUCACAGCAGGUACGACGAAGAGGCCAAGACACCUCCCAGGUCGCGGCUCCAGGGUCUCAAGCAGCUGUCCGUCGAAAAGCUGGCAAUCAUCAGACAGAAGCUAGCAGAGUCUCGGAACAAAAACACCGCAAAUCGCCGCGACAGCGGAAGUAGCAGCGGCACUGACGAGUUGGAGGCAUCUCCGAAGCUUCAGCCCCGAAACCGGGACACCUUGAUCCUGGAGCCGCUGCUGGAGGAUAUCUACCUGUCCCCACAGUACACCAGGCAGGGCCAGCACCUUUACACGGCUUACUGCGCGAGCUCCAAUCACAUCACGAUCCACGGUCCGGAUAUUUCAGUGGUGCCCAACUUUAUGUACAAAAUGCCGAAUGUCUGUCCGGAUAUUCUGCUGACCCUCCAGUUGUUCUUCGUGAUCGAGCCGCUGCGUAAGUCGCUCUGGGUCGUGUCCUCCAAGCUCUCCAAGACCAAAAUUGGCGAUGAAACUGAUUACAACCAGGAAGCAACAGUCUCCAAGUUCAAAUUUGAGGACACUAGAGAAUUAAUAAAGUCGGUUUACCGGUCCACAGAAUCCGAGGACACUGACAGUCUCACCAGAGGAAGCAGCAGCGAUUCCAAAGAAGAUAAAUCCGGUUUGCCCAGUAAAAUAGAUGAUCUCAAUAUAAAAUUACCACUAAUAGAUACUUGUAUGAUAGUAACUAAUUACGGUGUAUAUAAAGUUGUUUUAAGAAAACCACUGCUGAACAUCUUCAUCGAACUGGCAUUAAAAAAGCGGAAGGCUGACAUUGAAAAAGCAGCGCGUCUUGGCUUAGUUUUCGGGCUGGACGUCCCCCAGCUCUUCGAAGCCGCUGGCGACAUUCACCUGACCAACAACCGGUUCACUGAAGCAGCGGCACUCUACAAACUUUCACGCUGCCGCUUAUUGAAAGGAGUCUUGAAAACAGCGGCUAUAGGACACACUGCUAAGCUCCUGGGCUGCUUGACUCACUGUUUAACCCCUCCAGCGGUCUCAGAGUUGACCACGACUAUCAGGAUCCACCUGUCGAACCUCACUGUCUUCGCAUUCAGCGAGCUGAUCCUCAGGGCAUCGCACCAGGAGUCAAAGUCGCUGUACAAAAAAUUCCUAGCUUUUUUAUCGAAAAAUACCUUGUAUGAUGAACGAUGGGUGGUUGAUGUCGUAGGACAGACCUGUCUUUGGAAGGUUUUGCAUCACCUGGCGACCCAAAGAGGUCUUUAUACGCAAGUCUGCGAGGUCUUGAUAAAAACAGUCCAGCCUUACAACCCUGUGAGCAUAACCAACACUCCUUUGAGCACAAAAUAUGGACUUUUGAUCUGCAUAAGUGAGCCCAGCUUGCUCCAAGCGAUGCUUGCUGCCCCAACACUGGCCAAAAGUCACACCUUAUUUGUACUAUCAAACCUCUCGGAGUUCCCAGCGUUUGUUCUCCAGCGACUGGUGACUCUCUACGACCCAACGAACCCAGUUUUUCGUACUCUGCUGGUCCGGUACCGCGCGAGACGUCGCACUACCUCCCACGGCUCCCAAUCCAGCCAGUGCGACUCUUUGGACUCCUCAGACAUGCUCGAAGAAUCCGGGUCUUUUGUAGACGAAAUUUUAGAAACAUUUAUCUUGAUCCUCCUGACGUUGAUCAGCAAACGCACGUCAAUUUUGAAGCACAACCCGGGGCUGGUUGCUCGAACGACUCUUCCAGGAAUAGAAAAGCGUUUCACAGACCCCACACCUCACAUCGACUUCAAACGAAGAUUACUAACAGCCGGGUACGGCCACGUGGCUCUGAUAAGAAACGGGUGUGUUUACACCUGGGGAAGUUCUGCACAAGGCUGUCUGGGUACCGGGCCGACUGUGUCUCGCUACGGGCUUCCUCAAGCGAUCACUGUCUUCAAGAACCUCGAGAUGGAAGUCUUGAGCGUGUCUUGCGGACGCUGUCACACUUUAGCAGUGACCAACAACGGCGUCUACGCCUGGGGAGGGAGCCAGUUCGGGCAGCUGGGACUCGGGCGUUUGCUCCAGACUCCCAGUCCCGAGAUGAUCGUCUCCUUGGCCCAGGAAAUAAUCGUCGACGCAGUGGCGGGUCAGUAUCACUCGGUAGCUCUGACUAUGGACGGUCGAGUCUUCACCUGGGGCUGGGGAGUCCACGGGCAGCUGGGUCACGGUGAUACUCUGCAGAAAAACACCCCAACAGUUGUUUCUUCUCUCCUAGGGACUAUUAUCCGCGGAGUCGCUGCUGGACACGCGCAUACCCUGGCUCUGUCUGCUGAAGGUCAGGUCUACGCCUUCGGGUGCAACAUUUUUGGACAACUCGGCACUGGGAACAAUGUUAAGUCCUCAGUGCCUGCUGUGAUUAAUCUUCUGCCCGAGCCGAUGGUAGAUAUCGCCUCCGGGUACUUUCACAACCUCGCUGUCAGUGCGACGAACAAACUCUACACCUGGGGGUCCAGCCCUCAGGUUCUGAGACUGCAAACUCAGGCCCAGAAGAAGACCAAGAUGAUGGAGUUCCAAGCAGCUGCUGAAAAAUACGCGGAGAGCCUUGAAGAUUUUGAGGCGAUUGAUGAUGAAGCUAAUGAUAAAUUGUCUUCUAUUGAGAAGUUGGCUAUCAAAACUGUCAAUGAGAGAAAAUUACUUUGCCCGAAUGUCCCCAAGACAAUAAGCCUGAGGGAUAUUAAUUUGGGACUUCUGGAAGAAGCACAGACCCACUUGAAGCCGGUUGUUGUUGAUACUAGCUUAGUUAAUGGGAGGAUUGUUCAGAUUUCUACAGGGUGUCAUCACUCGUCUCUGCUGACCAAGGACGGGACUGUCUACACCUGGGGGAGGAAUUUCGACGGGCAGAUCGGGAACGGGACUCGCAAAGACGUUCCUAUCCCCACGGCGUUGCUCUACAAUCCGGUUUCAGUCCUCGCUCCUCCGCCGAGAAACUCGGAGAAUUAUGAAGAGAGCAGUAAGAGGGUCAUUAAAGCGGUACGUGUGUGCUGCGGGUGUGAAUUUACCGUCGCGAUCCAACCUGGCGGGACUGUCCUGGCCUGGGGCUCCUACAGCUCUGCCCAGCUUGGAAGACCUCCCAGCAAGGAAGCCAAUAGCGGCAACGCGGAGAAACUUGUCUUGAUAAAAUCCUCCAAGAGGGUCGUCCGACUUCCUCAUGGCGCUCACGUGGUCCAGGACACCCCUAGUCAAGUGCCAAAUAUUCCUACGCCGAUUAUCACUUACCAGAGCUACGACGUUACUCCUCUGGCAGGCAGAGUUCGUUCUUUGAGUCUUGUGGAGAAAACCUACGGGGAAUUGACUCUACAUUAUGUUCUUGAACAGUUUAACGGACUGUACGACGCUGCUAAAAUCAUGGACAAGUGCGAUGAGCUCGGGAACUAUCAGGCCAGGUCUAAGCUAGCUUUGCUAGAGCAGAAUUAUUCUAUCGCUCUGGCGUAUCAGCUCAAGACUGUUAAUCCUGAGUACUACAUGCGACAUGACUUCCAGGGUAAUGAAAUCAAUCAGAGUAAAGUGACUUCCAGGGAGGUUAAUAAAAAAUUUAGGGAUAAUAUUGAGUUGUUUGACAAGCAGGUGGAAAAAAAUUUGGUUGAAACUAUCGAGGAGUGCGAGGAGAAGAAAAAAAUGAAGAUGUCUAUCAGUAGAUCACUGGACAGCAUCAUUGUUGUUGAAGAACUUCACACUUUUGACUGUCAAGGUGGAUCUGAGGACUUGUGUGAAGACACCAAGAGCGAAGAUAUCUCUCUGGACCUCACUGAGGACGCCCUGGAUGAUAAUGAAGCUUUAAGGGAUAAAAAUAUAAAUAUUAAUCUUCCUAAUAAUAAUAAUAAUAAUAAUAAUAAUAAUAAUCAAGAAAAUUUAAACCAGAGCCAGGAAAAAAAUUUAAAGUUGGAUAAUUUGGUAAAUGACGCUUCAAAUGUAAUUAAAUUUUACAUAAAUGAAAUAGACGAAGGCGCUCAAAAAAUAAUGCGACAAAUUUUGAUGACUGUCUUUGAUUUCUGGAUAAAAAACCACCUGCCGAUGGAGUGUCUGGAGAAGAUACUGCUGGAGCACAUCAACAAACUCUACUACUCGCUAGGUCUUCUGGUUUUUUGUCAGAGUCAGCUGAAUGAAGAGGACACCAACAAAAAUGAGUUCAUGAUAAUAAAUUAUGUUUCUACAAACUUUUGCCUCCAGGUUUGUCAGAUGCUGCUGCAUCACAUAGACACUGGCAAACCAGCGUUGGAGUACAUUGAAUUGCUCUCGCUGCUGACUGCGAAAAAUUACGGGCCUGUGGGGUACGCCAAAGAGGGAAAGACUCCCGAGCAGAUGAUGGAGGGGAUCAUCAGCGCAAUCUCCACGAAAUCCAGCGACCCCAGACCUUUUAUUCACAUUAAGGAUCCUGAAAAGGUAUCCAGGUUCCUGGAGGCUGAAGAGGAGACCAUUGUCUUCACGUGCGGUCACCAUUUUCCCAUGUCCAUUUACCAGUCAGAAGUUAUUCCCAGUAUGGAAGCAGAGCUGCUGAUGAGUCAGCCACUCUCUUUACCUUGUACUGCUCAAACGUUGGGCAAUAUGUUGAGCCGAGUUUGUAAAAUGGAAAUCAUGUGUCCUCGAUGCGUUCCUAGGGCCAUACAGAACGCGGUUAAGAAUCUCAUGGAUAGGUAG